This is a messenger RNA of Ictalurus furcatus (blue catfish), 8010 nucleotides long. It is a transcript of the gene dnmt3ba, whose product is annotated as DNA (cytosine-5-)-methyltransferase 3 beta, duplicate a. Gene Ontology annotation, cellular component: nucleus. The record is from RefSeq and is a predicted model, not a curated record. Gene Ontology annotation, biological process: negative regulation of transcription by RNA polymerase II. Gene Ontology annotation, molecular function: DNA (cytosine-5-)-methyltransferase activity, acting on CpG substrates; protein binding; DNA binding. NCBI's taxonomy places the organism in Eukaryota, Metazoa, Chordata, Actinopteri, Siluriformes, Ictaluridae. The coding region runs from base 1001 to 5623 and encodes 1540 amino acids. The transcript has 27 exons.
GAGACGACUGAACAUCAAAGCUAGAGAAGAAUAAAGAACUCCAUCCGCGGAAUACGGUCAUGGAAGUGGACGUAAAUAGGUGUGCCUUAAACAGGUUAUAGCUACACCGCAAGGGUGAAACCCGAGGCUCACUUUUUAAACAAAAACAAUUGGGAAUUACCAUCGUCUCAGAUUCAGCGACUUGAUUGUCUCAGUCGGUCAUGAUUCAUUUAUUAGCCUAUUUACUUUUACUAUUUACUUUAUUGGUCCUCCACCCAUCACAAAGGCCAAUGAGAGCGGAUACGACAAACCUACAUUCACGUAUUUGUGCUGCAUGUAGAUUCAUUCACGUAUUUGUGCUGCAUGUAGCUACAUUCAUUUUUCUAUUAUGUUAACUUAAUAAUUAGCAGUGGUGCGCCUUCCUUGUGCAAUAGUGAAAUAGUGAAACUAUUUCAUAAUUCUGAAUCCAGGAUGAUACCAAGGUUCCUAACGUGGGAAAAAAAUUGAGGGGAAAUGAUUGCCAUGCUCAUUAAUGAGACCAUCUCUCAAUCUCUCAACUGAACAAUAGAAGUUAAAAAUUCACAAAAAUCUGGGUGGUCUAUAAAUCAAAGCACAGAACAGCGUGGAAGAGGUAGACUCCCUACGCAACACAUUGUACCUCAGACUAGUGUCUGAAUUAUACAGUAUGUUCAGUCUAAUGAGAAUGUUAUCUAGGUAAAUACUGAUCUGAUUAAAUAAGUACUGAUCUGAAUGUGAAAAAUGACAGGUGUGCUCUGCUUUUGGUUGAGCACUGCAACCACCUGUGCUGAUGCUUCUCAGCAUUUUCACUUUCAUUUCUUCUGUGUUUUUUUUUUUUUUUUUUUGCAUUUGACUUUCAAAUUGACCUUGGGCAUAUUUUUUGGCCAACGAUUGAGUCACUCUCCAGUUUCAGUGGAGCUAUAACAGGAGGUCUGAGCUUGAAAAGCAUAUUUUUGAUCUUUUUCGUCUGCUAAAUUUCCCAAAGAAGCGAUAGUUGGAUAGAAUGUUGCAUGUUGGCAAGCAACGCACAGACCGAAUGACAGCCCAUAGAUACCAGAAAAUGGCAACAGUUGUUAACCUGGAACUAGAUGACCUUCAGGACAAAUCUAGCCGCUAUGAACUCCUGGCCUGGCUUAACAAUUUACUACAAACUAAGUUUACUAAUAUGGAAGAGAUAUGCUCAGGGGCAUGUUUUUGCCAGCUGAUAGACUGGCUCUUUCCAGGGUCCAUUGACAUGAACAAAGUGAAGUUUCAGUGUCAGGAGAAGGCAGACUUUCGCCACAACUAUAGUCUUCUGCAGACAGGAUUCAGAAAAAUGGGUGUCACAAAAAAUAUCCCAGUGGAAGAGCUAAUAACAGGGAAAUUCAAGCCUAAUUUUGCUUUUCUGAAGUGGUUCCGGAAGUUUUUCCAAGCUAACAUGACUGGGCAGGUAUAUAACCCACUGGAGGCACGUAAUGGACAAGCGAUUGCACAUGCACAACCUAAUUUUCGGUCUCCCCAGAGAUCAAAAUCACCAACAAACCUCAGUAUGUCUGGAAAAGGGAAGGAGGAUACUGACUCAGAUGUGGAUGUCCCUGAAAAAAAGUCCAUUACUUAUGACCCCCAGUGGCAAGAAACCUUCAAAUGGAUCAAGCCCAGCACUCUGGGGGAUAUCUAUGCAUACUGUACAAUCUGUGAUUUAAAUAUUACUGUGUUUAACUCAGGAUUGCUUGAUUUAAAACACCACCAGCAGUGUAGAAAACACAAAAUGCAAGAAUUAAAGGCAUCCAGAAAAGGAAACCAGGUCAAGGAUUUCACAUGCAGUGAACUCAUGCUGCGCUUCAUUCAAACCCACUGUCUGCGUACUCACACUAAGAAGGUCUCCCAGCGUACAGCUAGACAUGUUCUUGGAUUACAGUACCCAAAAGACAUUUCUGCUGCUGCUAAGAAGGUCUCUUACUGUAUCUACCUUUAUGGACAUGUGGCACUAGAUAAAGAGAGUGAGGAAGAGAACUACAGCUGUGUAGUACUUCUGGGGUUCUUUGACGAAAAGGCUGCAAAACAUCGCAUAAGAAUUCUUGAUAUCUUUCAGCGUGUAGACUCUGAUGAUGCUAUUGUUGAAUCUUUGAAGGACAUUCUGAAACGAUUUGAGUUACCUGUGAGAAACAUGGCAGCUUUCUAUGUUGAUGACCAGGAUGAGAUGUCUGGGAAGGUUUCCCUGAAACUGAAGAACCUCAAUCCAAAUGCAGUGGCUCUUGGUGGGCUUUAUAGUUUGGCAGACUCAGCCUGUAAUGCUGGAGUAAAGGCCUUUUCUGACAAGGUUCAGCAGCUUAUUGUUAACGUUUAUGAACACUGUUCUACUUGUUGCACUAAAAAUGACCAUCUUAAGGGAUUGUUUGCUGGUGUUUGUGGCCUUGAUGGUUCUGUCCACUCUCUCUCCCAGAACAGCAAAACAUUUUGUAUCCUAAUAAAGAAGGUGCUUGAAAUGUGGACAGACCUGAUCUCAUACUUCACUUCCUGCAGUGAGAAUGAUGACAAGGUUAAACACAUCUGCUCUCAAUUGGAGGAUCCCAAACUCAGGAUCUCCUUCAUGUUCCUGGACCAUGCCCUUGGACCACUUAAAACCUUUAAUGAUCGUCUAGAAAGGCGUGAGGGUUUUGCUCGUGCAGACCUUGUUCAGAUCCUACGGGAAGCAAGUGGCCUACUUCGCUCCUAUGCCUCAUCAUUUCUCCAUCCUCAGGCUGUGGUGCAUUUUCUGAAAGAACAAGACCUAGCCAUACUUGAGAACCCAAAGCUGCACCUUCCUAGCAAUGAACUGAGCUUUGGUGGGAAUGCAGUGGAGAAAUUUCUGUCUGAGAGGGAAGCAGAGCUGACUGACUUUCUGAAGGCAUUUCAGGAUGGGUGUAUGGCUUUUUAUAAGGCACUUACAGCUUGCAUUGCUGAGGGGCUGCCAUUGAGUGACGGUAUCCUGAGGAGUAUGUCUCAACUUCUAAGCCCGGAAGGACGGUUAAAGGUCACAAGCAAAGGUGUCGUAGAACUUGGUGAACAGUUUGGCCUCGUAAUCAACCCAGAGGUAUCUGCCCAGCUCAGAGAUGAGUUUCUAGAAUAUCAGCUCAUUGAGGAAGGAAAUGGGGAAGACAAUGGUGAGAAUGGACAUGCUGAAGGACAACCAGUUUGCUUUCCUAGUCCUUCCUUGGAGCAUCAUUGGAGUUCUGUCCUCAAGACCACUGCCAAAACAUCUGUCUUUAGGCAACUUGUCCUUAGUCUUUUGGCUUUGCCCUGUCCACCUCUUGAAGCUGAGAAAGUCUUUGCUCAGGCAGUGGAGAAUGGGGACAUUGGCCAAUUGGAUGACCAUUUGACAAACAGUGAGUCUGAUUCCCUCAAAGAAGUGGAUUCCACUAAUGACGAUUCAUCCUCAGAAGUCUCCAGCACUAAGGCAACGCCUGUCAGAAACGGGAGGAAAAAGAAGACAUUAAAGCUGAGUGACCUUUCAGUCUCAGUGAAGCCAUGCACGGUGCGACUGCAGAAGAUAACCAAUAAGACAGCAAUGGACAUAAACAAAGAUGGGGACCAAGUGUUUACUGAAGAUGAUGUAGUUUGGACUAAAGAGGACUCCAUUAGGGGGAUUUAUGGUUGGGAAAGCAGUUUGCGACAGAAGCCGCAGGCCCGCACUGUCUUUCAGGCUGGGUCAGCCACAUGGGCCAAACCACAGAGCCUCCAAUUGGACAAGAAGGAAGAGGCGACGAAAAAUGAUGGAGGCCAAGCUGUAUCAAGCAUCACUACACCAAGUCCCAAGCCUGGAAAGAGAGCACAAAUGUACCAGGAUGGGAAGGGUUUUAAGGUUGGAGAGCUGGUGUGGGGGAAAGUGAAGGGUUUCUCAUGGUGGCCUGGUCUUGUGGUGGCCUGGAAGACAAAGACAUCUCCCCAAUAUCUGAGACGUGUUGAAUGGUUCGGAGAUGGCAUGUUCUCAGAGAUUUAUACAGAGAGACUAAUGCCUUUUGCGGAAUUUGCAAAGUGCUUCUGCAACAAUUCAUAUGCCAGUCUGCCCACUUACAAAGACGCCAUUUACCAGGUUCUUGAGUUGGCAGGUGAGCGUUGCUCACGGACCUUCACAGCCUCGGGGAACAAACAAGAGAUAAAGGCCAUGCUGGACUGGGCUUUUGGGGGCUUUCAACCCACAGGCCCUGAGGGAUUUGCACCUCCAGGUACUUGUGCUUCAUCUGUCAACCAAAAAGCUGAGUCUUCAGACUCCUCUGUGUCUGAGUAUCAACCUCCAGCCAAGAGGAAAUAUGUCCACAGAAGCAGACCUUCCACAACUCAGGAGUACACAAGAGAGCAAAUGGUUGAUCAAGUUUCAGUAAAAGGGAAAAACAUUGAAGAUUUCUGCCUCUCAUGUGGCACUCCAGACAUUGAGAUUUUCCAUCCACUCUUUGAAGGCAGCCUUUGUUUAAAAUGCAAGGAGAAUUUUACAGAGACUUUAUACAGAUAUGAUGAAGAUGGAUAUCAGUCUUAUUGCACUAUCUGCUGUGCUGGCCUGGAGGUCAUUCUGUGUGGCAAUGCCAGCUGCUGCAGGUGUUACUGUAAGGACUGUCUGAAUAUGCUGGUUGGACCAGGGACAUUUGACAAGUUGAAAGACGUAGAUCCAUGGAGCUGCUACAUUUGCCUGCCCCCUAACAAAUAUGGUGUGCUUAAGCUCAGGCCAGACUGGAGUGUGCGUGUUCAGGAGUUCUUCGCCAAUAACAGUGCCUUUGAAUUUGAACCACACAGAGUGUACCCCUCAAUUCCCGCUCAACAGCGCCGGCCUAUCAAGGUUUUAUCCCUCUUUGAUGGAAUUGCGACAGGUUACCUUGUUCUGAAAGACCUAGGCUUCAAGUUAGAGCGUUACAUUGCUUCGGAGAUCUGUGAGGACUCUAUUGCUGUAGGGAUGGUCAAGCAUGAAGGAAAGAUUGAAUAUGUCAAUGAUGUGCGCACCAUCACCAGGAAACAUCUGGCAGAAUGGGGACCGUUUGACCUUCUGAUUGGUGGUAGUCCCUGUAACGACCUAUCCAUGGUGAACCCAGCCAGAAAAGGCCUUUUUGAGGGCACAGGCCGACUGUUCUUUGAGUACUACCGUAUGCUAACUAUGAUGAGGCCAAAAGAAGACGACGACCGGCCUUUCUUCUGGCUCUUCGAGAAUGUGGUGGCCAUGAGCGCACAUGAUAAAGCUGAUAUUUGUCGCUUUUUGGAGUGUAAUCCGAUCCUAAUUGAUGCUGUGAAAGUGAGUCCCGCCCACAGAGCGCGCUACUUCUGGGGCAAUCUACCUGGAAUGAACAGACCACUGUCUGUAUCACUUAACGACAAAGUAGAGCUGCAGGACUGCCUGGAAGUUGGUCGGGUUGCUCAGUUUAAUAAAGUUCGCACCAUCACAACAAAAUCUAAUUCCAUUAAGCAAGGAAAAAUGGGGCCUCUUCCUGUUACCAUGAAUGGGAAGGAGGAUUACCUUUGGUGUACAGAGAUGGAAAGGAUAUUUGGCUUCCCUAAGCAUUACACUGAUGUGAAUAACAUGAGUCGAGGCCAGAGGCAGAAGGUUCUGGGGCGUUCCUGGAGUGUUCCUGUGAUUCGUCACUUAUUUGCACCACUGAAGGAUUACUUUGCAUGCGAGUCUUAGUUAUCCUUUAACUACUAUGGAAGUAUAAUUGUGCCAACUGUCCUCAAUUAAGGGACACUUGGAUGAUCACUUUACAGUUGGUUUUAUGAACAAGUCAUUCCCUUCGAAUGCUAUUGAAGUUAGAAACGUGUAUACCAAUGUCGUAUGUAACUUUAGAGACGGUCCCUUAAUUUGCGCAUAUCUGCGAAUGCUGAACAUCCAACGUCAAGCCAACUUUAUGCCAGUCCGCUCGGUUCAUCUUCUCUUGUGGCUUGUCAGCACAAUCCCACCACUAGCGGGCCAGCCCACAGUAGCAUGUUACAGUAGUAUCGGCAAUCCAUUGCUCUUCCUGUGAGACCCGGAUGUUAAGACCUGAAUUUUUGCAGCCUGAAUUUGUGAGGUUGAAAAAUAGUGUGUUGAAAUAUUAUCUGACAAAUAAUGAAGAUGGUAUUUUAACAACUGAAUAUUUUGGAACCGUAUUUUAGGAAGGUGAAUAUGUGUGUAUUGAAUUUUAAAUGCUGGAAUUUUGUUUUCAGUCAAAAUAUACAAACCCAAUGUAUUGCAGAGGAAACUAAUUCAAGCAUUGUUAUUGCUGUGGGUUUUUUUUUUUUAAUUUGUGUCAAAUUGCUGGGCAGAAAAAUUCAAGUAUUGUUAUUGCGAUAACUUUUUAUUCAACAUGCUAUUUUGCCUUGAGGACAGUUGGCACUAUUAUACUUCCAUAAAACUACUAUCCUUUAACAACCUUGAGAUUCAAAAGGAGAGGAAAAGUAAUGCCUUGGAAUUUUUUUACCUACAACCCUAAAAUCUGUUUCUUAGCAAUUUUUUUAAUUAAUGAAUUUUUAGAAGAUUUUUGGUGUUUUGCAAACUUUGACCUUUUAGAAAAUCUGUUUUAUGACACACUUUUAUUAUUUUAAAGUCACCUGGUCGCUUUUUUCAGCUUGAGCAAGGUCAGGAUGCACGGACACUUUUUGGUUUUAAACAUUCUAUGUACUGUUGAUCUAGUUUUGUUUAGACUGUCUUUUUUUAGUCUGUCUUAAUGACAAUGUUGUGCUAGGGAGCCACUGAACCCCCACCCCACUACCUCAGUUAUAAUUUGUGAUUGGUGCAUUAUCUGGAAAAAUGCUGUUUACCUAUUUAUACGUUAAUGAAUGACAGUGAGUUGGGCUUAUAGGCACUCUUAAUGCUACAUAAGUUUAUCAGGUCAGGAAUUUUUUUUAUAAAUAAUCAUCAGACUGGUCAUUUUAAUUCAUGCCAUCAUAUAUUUUUCAGAAAUUUUUCUGCCUCAGUUUACAUACUACUUUUACAUUACCAUCACUGAUAUUCUCGACAGUUUUAAAUGUAAUCAUGUAAUAUAUUUUUAUAGUACAAAUCCCAAAGCUGAUUCGAAUAUGAAAAAAAAUCUAAUCAGAAAUUGAAUAAGCCUCGAUUUGACAAGUUGACAGCUUUACUUUUUGAGCUUUUGGUGCUAUCACUUUUUAUUGAAGUUUCUCUGAAUAUAAGGAAAAGUUUUAAAUUUAGAAUUUUAUACAUGACUACUGUGAUUCCUGAAUAUAUUUUAACAUGACUACCAUUAUCACUGUAUUUUGAAUGUAGAAUCAGACCACAUGAACAGUUUGUGCUUUGUUCACAUUAAGAAAUGCCAAAAAAAAAAAAAAACAUUCUGUGGCUCCAAUUGUCCAUUCAUCAUUAAGAUGCUAUAAACAUAGGAAGUCAUAUUUAUCCAGGACAGUUUGAGGUGCUAACAAAGCAGCAUUUGCUCGGUGCAUGGUGCUUAUUCUGUGGAAGUUGUAAAAUUAGUAUUUAUUCUGUAUACAAAAUUAUGUUAAUCACGUACUGUUUACUAGCAUGUUCAUUAAACCUGUUAGAGCAAUACUUCAUAACAAAUAAACAAAAUUUCGAGGUCACACCUGUGGUGUAAACUGAAACGGUGAUGCAAGAUGUUUGAGGUCUAACUAGUGGUGAAGUCAUUCAUGUAAGCUAUGUGAAAUGUGUUUAUAUUGCUUUUCUGUAGCAUAGUAAAUGUUAGCACAUCAGGAGAAUCUACUAAACUGUUUACACAAGCAGGUCUCAUUUCCAUGGAGAAUACUUGACAGGUCAGUUGUUGCUGUUGUUUUUAAUUAAUUCCUUUUUUUACUUUCUUGAGAGUGAGUUUUAGUGUUGUCCUCUUGAACUUUUCUACUGAGUGAUUAUGUUAACAUCAAGCUUUUAUAUCUGGGUUCUCACUGUCAGAAGGUGAUCAUUGCUGUUCAAGCGAGUGAUGGUCUCCUGUAGUGUCAAGCAUAAAAGCCACAUGAAAUGGUCACAACUCAUGGGCCAAGUUUACAUUUUUAUUUUGUAACUUGGUAUUCCACUAAGUUUGAUUGACAUGUGAUGUAACUGGCAACUAAUAAAUUGUUUGUUCCUGCUCA